AUGUCUGCCUUCGCCAAGAUCAAGAAGCACGUCCCCACCGAGACCCUCCCUAUCGUCACCAUUGUCACUGGUGCCGUUAUGGGUGCUGGCUACUACCUUUACCGCCUCUCGCAGGGCUCUGAGGUCGUCUGGAACCGUCACGGUGACCAGCGCCCUUGGGACAAGAUCAAGCAGCACGAGAACAUCAAGUUCCUCUCUUACAACCCCGACUUCUGGGCCAAGCGCAAGGAGGAGGCCGCCCAGAAGGCCUCUGCUUAA
Trichosporon asahii var. asahii CBS 2479 is the source of this 258-nucleotide messenger RNA. RefSeq lists its product as uncharacterized. Lineage: Eukaryota; Fungi; Basidiomycota; Tremellomycetes; Trichosporonales; Trichosporonaceae. The transcript is spliced from 3 exons. The coding region runs from base 1 to 258 and encodes 85 amino acids. The record is from RefSeq and is a predicted model, not a curated record.